ACUUCCGGCGCGUUGGGGCUGUUGGUCGAGGGUGGCCGCGCGGCGCGAGCGGGCGGCUCCGGGACUGACGCGCGCGGGGAUGCUCCCGGGGGUGGCGGCGGCGGCCGUGUAGGCAGAGGCGGCGAGGACCGCGCGGGCCCCCGGCCCUGUGCCCUGAGCCGGCCCCUCGGGCUGCGCCUCCGAGGCUCCUUCAGCCUCCGCCCCUUGUGCCUCGGGGCCCGGCCCGCGGCUGCUUCUGAACGCGGAGGCCGGGGAGCCCCUGCCUGGGCCCGGAGCCUCCUGUCGGGGGUCGGGCCCGGGCAGGGGGCCCCCCGAGCCCCUGCGCUCCUUGCCGGCUUCCGAGCCCCACUUCCUGCUUUUUCAGUUUCCUUGGGGAGGCGCGGGUGCGUCUUGAUGAAUUGUUCCGGGGGUCCCCGAUGAGGCGGGCCGGGGGGCCGCGCUCUUUUUAGAGGGGCCCGGCGGGGCCCGGGUGGGGACGCGGUUCUCGUGGCCGGGGCGGGGGACUUGCCGAGCCUGCCGGGACCAUGACCUGAACUGGGCGAGCGCGACGUGUCCGAAGCCUGAGAGCCAGCUCACCUGAGCCGUCCCCUCCCCCUGCCAGCAUGGCAUCUGAAGAAGCCUCCCUCAGGGCAUUGGAAAGUCUGAUGUCAGAGUUUUUUCAUGACUGUACCACCAAUGAAAGAAAACGUGAGAUAGAGGAGCUUCUUAAUAACUUUGCCCAGCAAGUAGGAGCCUGGAGGUUCUGCCUGUAUUUUCUCUCGAGCACUAGGAAUGACUAUGUAAUGAUGUACAGUUUGACGGUGUUUGAGAAUCUGAUCAAUAAAAUGUGGCUUGGGGUGCCGUCUCAGGAUAAGAUGGAAAUUCGUAGCUGCCUACCCAAACUCCUCCUGGCUCACCACAAAACCUUACCGUACUUCAUCCGGAACAAGCUCUGCAAAGUCAUCGUCGACAUUGGCCGUCAGGACUGGCCCAUGUUCUACCACGACUUCUUUACUAACAUUUUACAGUUGAUCCAGUCCCCGGUGACCACCCCCCUCGGGCUGAUCAUGUUGAAGACGACUUCCGAAGAGCUGGCCUGUCCCCGCGAGGACCUCAGCGUGGCUCGCAAGGAGGAGCUGCGGAAGCUGCUGCUGGACCAGGUGCAGACUGUGCUCGGGCUCCUGACAGGUAUCUUGGAGACCGUCUGGGAUAAACACAGUGUUACUGCUGCCACCCCACCACCAUCCCCGACCUCAGGAGAAAGUGGUGACUUGCUGAGGAACCUGCUGCACAGCCCCAGUUCCGCCAAGCUGCUGAAUCAGCCCAUCCCCCUGCUGGACGCGGACAGUGAGUAUGUGUGUUCCCUGGCCCUGGAGUGCCUGGCCCACCUCUUCAGUUGGAUUCCUCUGUCUGCCAGCAUCACCCCGUCCCUCCUGACCACCAUCUUCCACUUUGCGCGUUUUGGCUGCGACAUCCGGGCCCGAAAGAUGGCGUCAGUGAACGGCAGCAGCCAGAACUGUGUGCUGGGUCAGGAGCGCGGCCGGCUCGGGGUCCUGGCCAUGUCCUGCAUCAAUGAACUUAUGUCCAAGAACUGCGUGCCUAUGGAAUUCGAGGAGUACUUGCUGCGGAUGUUCCAGCAGACUUUCUACCUCCUGCAGAAAAUCACCAAGGAUCACAACACGCACACGGUGAAGAACAGGCUAGAAGAGCUCGAGGAGAGCUACAUCGAGAAGUUCACGGACUUUGUGCGUCUCUUCGUGAGUGUUCACCUGAGAAGAAUCGAGUCCUACUCCCAGUUCCCUGUGGUGGAGUUUUUGACGCUUUUGUUCAAGUACACAUUUCACCAGCCUACUCAUGAAGGUUACUUCUCUUGCUUGGAUAUCUGGACGCUCUUUUUGGACUAUCUGACAAGUAAAAUUAAAAGUCGUCUGGGAGACAAGGAAGCAGUUCUCAACAGGUACGAAGAUGCCCUCGGCCUCCUGCUCACGGAGGUGUUGAAUCGAAUCCAGUUCAGAUACAACCAGGCCCAGCUGGAGGAAUUGGACGACGAGACUCUGGAUGACGAUCAGCAGACAGAGUGGCAGCGGUACUUACGCCAGAGCUUGGAGGUCGUGGCCAGAGUGAUGGAGCUGCUUCCCACACAUGCCUUCUCAACCCUGUUCCCAGUUCUUCAGGACAAUUUAGACGUUUAUCUGGGGUUACAGCAGUUUGUAGUCACUUCAGGGUCAGGCCACAGGCUGAACAUCACAGCUGAGAACGACUGCCGGCGGCUGCACUGCUCCCUGAGAGACCUGAGCUCGCUGCUGCAGGCUGCCGGCCGCUUGGCCGAGUACUUCACCGGAGACGUGUUCGCCGCGCGCUUCAGCGACGCCUUCACAGUCGUGGAGAGGUUGGUCAAAGUCACUCUGUACGGCUCUCAGAUCAAACUGUACAACAUUGAGACUGCGGUGCCAUCGGUCCUGAAACCGGAUCUCAUCGAUGUGCACGCCCAGUCCCUGGCCGCUCUGCAGGCUUACUCGCACUGGUUAGCGCAGUACUGCAGCGACGCCCACCGGCAGAACACGCAGCAGUUCGUCACGCUCAUCUCCACCACCAUGGAUGCCAUCACACCCCUCAUCAGCACCAAGGUCCAGGAUAAGCUGCUGCUGUCUGCGUGCCACCUGUUGGUGUCUCUGGCCACCACCGUGAGGCCCGUCUUCCUGAUCAGCAUCCCCGCUGUGCAGAAACUGUUCAACAGGAUCACGGAUGCCUCUGCCCAGCGCCUCGCUGACAAGGCUCAGGUGUUGGUGUGCCGUGCUCUCUCUAACAUCCUGCUGCUCCCGUGGCCAAACCUCCCCGAGAAUGAGCAGCAGUGGCCUGUGCGCUCCAUCAACCAUGCCAGCCUCAUCUCCGCACUGUCCCGGGACUAUCGCAACCUGAAAGCCAAUGCGGUGGCCCCACAGAGGAAGAUGCCACUGGAUGACACCAAAGUGAUCAUCCACCAGACACUCAGUGUCUUGGAAGAUAUCGUGGAGAACGUCUCCGGGGAAUCGACCAAGUCCCGCCAGAUCUGCUACCACUCGCUGCAGGAAUCCGUUCAGGUCUCCCUGGCCCUCUUCCCAGCUUUUAUUCAUCAGUCAGAUGUGACUGAUGAGAUGCUGAGCUUUUUCCUCACUUUGUUCCGAGGCCUUAGAGUCCAGAUGGGCGUGCCUUUCACUGAGCAGAUCAUACAGACGUUCCUCAAUAUGUUUACCAGAGAACAGCUGGCUGAGAGCAUCCUCCACGAGGGCAGCACCGGCUGCCGGGUGGUCGAGAAGUUCCUGAAGAUCCUGCAGGUGGUGGUCCAGGAGCCCGGCCAGGUGUUCAAGCCCUUCCUGCCCAGUAUCGUCUCCCUGUGCAUGGAGCAGGUGUACCCCAUCAUUGCCGAGCGCCCCUCCCCUGACGUGAAGGCUGAGCUGUUUGAGCUCCUCUUCCGGACGCUCCAUCACAACUGGAGGUACUUCUUCAAGUCCACCGUGCUGGCCAGCGUCCAGAGGGGCCUCGCCGAGGAGCCCAUGGAGAACGAGCCUCAGUUCAGCGCCAUCAUGCAGGCCUUUGGACAGUCCUUUCUUCAGCCUGACAUCCACCUGUUUAAACAAAAUCUCUUCUACUUGGAGACUCUCAACACCAAGCAGAAGCUGUACCACAAGAAGCCCUUCCGGACCACCAUGCUGUUCCAGUUCGUGAACGUGCUGCUGCAGGUGCUGGUGCACCGGUCGCACGACCUCCUGCAGGAGGAGAUCGGCAUCGCCGUGUACAACAUGGCCUCCGUGGACUUCGACGGCUUCUUCGCAGCCUUCCUCCCCGAGUUCCUCAGCGGCUGCGACGGCGUGGACGCCAACCAGAAAAACGUCCUGGGCCGGAACUUCAAGAUGGACCGGGACCUGCCCUCGUUCACCCAGAACGUGCACAGGCUGGUGAACGACCUGCGUUACUACCGACUCUGCAACGACAGCCUGCCCCCCGGCACCGUGAAGCUCUAGGCGGGGCCGCCGGCGCCCGAAGGACCGCUGCUGCCGCUACCACUGCACCAGCUCACCUCUGCCAGGUGACUCCGGGACGGUGGUGGCCACUCCCUGGACCCUCACGCCCUCCACCCUCCUCCACGCUCCUCCUGCACCCAGAACUGGCCUCAGGGGGUGUCUUAGCACUCAUUGGGGUGCCCAGGGCAUUGGGGGCAGACGGAGGGUCGUGUGGCCAGGUACCCGUGAGGCCCCGGCAAGUCCUGUGGGCGGGACGUGCAAAUCCUUCGUGUGUCAGUCGUGAGACAAAUGCCAAGGACAGCUUGUGACAGUGCCACCUUCUCACCAUUCCACCCCCCACCCCCAUCCCGGCCCAGCCGGCUGAAGAGCAACGUGAAGUAGGAACCGUUUGGCACUUCUGUCAAGCCCCCACCCCCCCAAUUGCCUUGAAGUCUCUGCUUUGUGUUAGAGAUUUGCAGACUCGGGGGGGUUUUUUUUGUUCUUGUUUUCUCAUCAUUCCAUUGUGAUACUAAGAAACUAAAAAGCUUAAUGGAAAAA
Rhinolophus ferrumequinum (greater horseshoe bat) is the source of this 4517-nucleotide messenger RNA. RefSeq names its product exportin 6 (gene XPO6). The record is from RefSeq and is a predicted model, not a curated record. The coding region runs from base 603 to 3980 and encodes 1125 amino acids. Lineage: Eukaryota; Metazoa; Chordata; Mammalia; Chiroptera; Rhinolophidae. The transcript is spliced from 24 exons. Gene Ontology annotation, molecular function: nuclear export signal receptor activity; small GTPase binding. Gene Ontology annotation, biological process: protein export from nucleus.